Molecule: messenger RNA, 2867 nt
Organism: Chiloscyllium plagiosum (whitespotted bambooshark)
Lineage: Eukaryota; Metazoa; Chordata; Chondrichthyes; Orectolobiformes; Hemiscylliidae
Gene: mettl15
Product: methyltransferase 15, mitochondrial 12S rRNA N4-cytidine
Biological process (GO): rRNA base methylation
Molecular function (GO): rRNA (cytosine-N4-)-methyltransferase activity
Source: RefSeq, a predicted model, not a curated record
UACGUCCAAUAUUCCAGAAUGAGAGAGGGGGCGGGGAAGAGAAAACAUGUGCGCUGCUCAGCCGCAGUGUUUCCGGCUCAGUUGUAAAAACACGCCGACUUGGCUCUGUUAAGGGUAAUUGUUCACCUCCCCAGAUGAAUAUCAUGCCCUCCUGGGUCAUGAGGAGCUGCAGGCCCGUCAGAGCUGCUGCAAUCUGGCUGGGUACCCAUGGAUUUCACCUGGCCAAUCACCCAGGCCUGGGCGGCUGCUGCUGGAAUCUGUCGCCUCUGGCCUGCAGAAGGGGCAUCUCCCAGUCGGCUACCUUUCGGGAGGGUCACCAUACAGAGGGUCCAGCCUGCCUGGACCCGGCCACCAACUCGCAAGAAAGGGAGAAAAGUUCAUUUUCGCCUCCGUGCUGGCACAGACCUGUGAUGGUUAGGGAGGUGAUUGAUUUUCUGUCACCCAAACCGGAGCAGGUAUUUUUAGAUAUGACUUUUGGGGCUGGAGGCCACACAGAAAUGAUCCUUUCCCAAGCUUCUGACAUCUCAGUGUUUGCCUUGGACAGAGAUCCAAUAGCACAUGAAAUUGCAAAACAGCUUUCCCAGACAUAUCCUGCUCGGAUUCACCCUUUUCUUGGAAGAUUCAGCCAGCUGGAGAGCUUAUUAGUGGCAUCGGGCAUAGAGACAGACACUUUUGAUGGAGUUGUCAUAGACGCAGGCUGCUCCUCUAUGCAAUUAGAUGUCCCAUGGCGUGGGUUUGCAUUAAGCAAAGAUGGUCCACUUGACAUGAGAAUGGAUGGAGACAGGUACCCCAACAUGCCCACCGCAGCUGACGUGGUGAAUGCCUUAGAUCAACAGUCACUUGCGUCCAUCUUGAGGAUCUACGGAGAAGAAAAGCAUGCAAAGAAAAUAGCUGCAGCAAUCGCACAGGCACGCAGCAUCUAUCCCAUCACUCGCACUCAGCAGCUCGCCAGUAUAGUUGCAGGAGCAUUUCCAGCAGCAGCAAUGUACGCUCGUAAAGACCUGCUUCAGAGACCUGCACAUGUGGCAACCAAAACGUUCCAAGCCUUGCGAAUCUUUGUGAAUGAUGAAUUGAAUGAGUUGUAUAAAGGACUUAAAACAGCUCAGAAAUUCUUGAAACCUCAAGGCCGCUUGGUUGUGUUAACAUUUCAUUCACUUGAAGACCGCAUUGUGAAACGUUUUCUGCAUGGUAUUGACAUAUCUGAGAAAUUCAACCAAAGUGCAAGGCAAAAGAUUAGACAAGGACUUAGAAAACAGGAAGAGGAUGGCUCAUCCCACCCUGAACAGACAAUCUUGAAUUGGUCACACACUCAGAAGAAAGUGUUGACCCCGGGCCCGGGGGAAGUUCAUGAAAAUCCACGUGGGCGUUCUGCAAAGCUUAGAGCUGCCAUAAAACUGUGAUAGUCAAAGUUUAUGAACAUUUUCUUAAUAUCCCCAGGCUAACAGAAUUUGACAUGGACGUGUUUUUGUAACAUUCAGUGAAAAUGUUGAUAAACAAAGAUGUCAUCUCAUUGUUGCUGAUAUAAAAACAUUCAAAAUUGGAAGUGAGAGAUUUAAAUGUGAUUAAAUGGUAUGAUUGUUAUUUAAGACCCACUGGAACAAUGGAGACCUGCCAAAGCGGUGAGUUAAGCAUUAGCCUUCCAUCUCUAGGACAUGAGUCGAAAUCUGCCCAAAACUGAUUGGAUGAGUCACCCCAAUUGACGAAACUUGAUAAUGUCCCUGAAGAGUCAGUGGGUUAUGCAGGGAAAUGGCCAAGUCUAGCACUGAGGGAGGAGGAUACUCUUCUUGGAUGUAGGCUCAGAUACAUUAUUGGGCCAGAGAAAAGGGUGUUUCAAGAUCCAACCUGAUUGGAUGCUGUCAUUGGAGUCCAAAGAAAGCAUGUUCUAUUUCUCACACGAACAUCCUUAACCUUUUCUUAUGCAAAAUUUGCUAAGGGAAUCAGUAGAAUGGAGAGUAUUCAAAGAUUAAAUGCUUAUUAAAGAUGUGAUGAACCUUUAUAUUCUUGGAAGUGAUAUUGGUCCGUGAACACUAAAUUAGUGAAGCAUGGAAGUUUGGCAAAGCAUUCCUUUGUAUUAUGCAUCUCUGGGAUCUCUCACAGCAGAUAGAAAAGACUACAUGCGAACAGACUCCUUUGGAGAAAAAUGCUAAUGAAUUUAGAGAUUUUCAUAGGUUUAAAAUAUUUGAAAUGUAAACUACAUCUUAAUGUAUGCCCCUAAUUUUGGUCAGUUAUAUUAAUGCUGUGACUUGUAUGUGUAAGAUGUUGUGAAUGUGCUCCAGGAUGUUUGGUCACAAGUGUAAAAACUAAUAAUUGUGAACACCUUGUUGACACUGCACCUGCAGAAAUUUUGCAGUGUUAAUGCACUAUUUAUUUGGUGUAUUGUGCUAGUGUUGUUAGUUUCUCCUCUUUUCCACAUUCUGGAUCUUACAACUUGACAGGACAGAAACCUCUUUAUGGAUGGCUCUUACUGUGAUGUUUUUACUAUUUUGGGAAAUUCAUGGCCUAUGCUCGGCGCAUAUUUCCCUUUUCGAAAUAAAGUUUGUAUAUUUUACUUCCAGCAAGUUCCUUGCAGGCCUGUUUGGCUCCGCUGGUAAAGCAUAAGAUGUGUAAUUUCAGGGUUGUGGGUUUGAGCCUCAUAUUGGUGCUGUCAGCUGACAGUCUGUAAGGUAAUCGAGGAAGGUUUUUUGAAACUAGGGAAGGGGCCAUUCUAGACCUUGUAUUGGGGAAUGAGCCUGGCUAGGUGAUCAACGUUUCAGUGGGGGAAUAUUUUGGGAGCAGCAAUCAUAAUUUGAUAAGUUUUAGGAUAGUUGUGGAUAAGGAUAAGACUGAUCCUCAGAUGAAACUGCUAAAUUGGGGGAAGGCUAAUUCAA